UGCUCUUGACAUUGUUUGUCAAAAUGGCCGCGGCCGUAACGUGCCGUCUGUCAGCUGCUUUCUGCAGACAAUUUCAACGAGUUGUUACGGUGUCUUCAUUCACACAGCCUCACUAUGCAGCUCAGACAAUUUCCAAAUUUCAGUCAUGCCACCAAAGAGCUCCCGUGUACAGUCGAGCGCUCCACACAUCCUGUGUCAGAAAAGGACUGGAUGAGUUUUUUGACCUCCCAGAGAACUGGGGUGAACCAACAGUAAAAUCAGGUGCUCCAUGGACUGCCAAACAGCUUAGGACGAAAAGUAAUGAAGAUUUACACAAACUAUGGUAUGUGCUCUUAAAAGAAAAGAACAUGUUACUCACUAUAGAACAAGAAGCGAAACGACAAUGUCUUCAGAUGCCUAGUCCAGAGCGUGUCAAAAAGGUUGAAAGGUCAAUGAACCGCCUUGACACCGUGGUACAAGAGCGAGCCGAUUCUUUGCGUUUACUGCAGACCGGACAAGAGAAAGCCAGACCAGGCGCGUGGCGAAAAAAUGUUUUUGGCAAAACAAUCUGGUACAAAUUCAGGGAACACCCCAUCCCCUGGCACCUGAAUACGAGAUACAAAAGAAAACGUUUCUAUGAACCAUUGCAUGUAACUCCUUAUACAAGGUUGAGCCUUGAAAAACACCUGAAAAGUAAAGUGAGGAAAGAAAGAAGAGAAAAGAGACGGCAAAAAGAGCUUGCUGAAAUAUUCCCAAAGAAGACUGCAGUUGCAUGAGACCAAGACCGGUAGAAAGACAAGAACUUUUUUUUGCAUUUAACAGUCAACAAAAUAUUGUUUUCAUUUCUCCAGAAGUGCAAGAGAUUUAAAAAAAAAUGUUGUACAGUCAAAUAAUAAAUUAAAACUUGUAAUCAA
Messenger RNA from Triplophysa dalaica, 893 nucleotides. It is a transcript of the gene mrpl47, whose product is annotated as mitochondrial ribosomal protein L47. Gene Ontology annotation, cellular component: mitochondrial ribosome; mitochondrial large ribosomal subunit. Gene Ontology annotation, biological process: mitochondrial translation. The record is from RefSeq and is a predicted model, not a curated record. The coding region runs from base 24 to 755 and encodes 243 amino acids. Gene Ontology annotation, molecular function: structural constituent of ribosome. NCBI's taxonomy places the organism in Eukaryota, Metazoa, Chordata, Actinopteri, Cypriniformes, Nemacheilidae. The transcript has 7 exons.